GGGUACAAAUGUUCCACGAUCCUGGCUUCACUGAGUUCGACAUCGUAAUAAGACUAUGAAGGAGUAGCGUGUGUUUUGUGAAUACCUGCAUGCGUAUUGUAAUCUUAAUUUAGACGAAAUGUCUUACAUUAAUGUCAUUAUUGAUUAAAUUUGUUAAAUUAUAUAAAGUUUUGUUAAAUACAAAGCCAAAGAAACAAGGCAAUGGAUUCAAUUGCAAUAACGUACAAAACGGAGAUUAUAGCUUGAGAAAAGAUAGUUAAGUGGAAAUCAUUCACAAUUCCCUCCGACGAACGGAGAAACUGAAGAAAUGAUGAGUUCAAUAAACUACAAUAUUAUAUGUUAAGAAGAAAUCAAUUUGACACAUCUGUUAAUUGUAUAAAAAUCAUCAAGAAAAUGAACAGAUCAGAUAGUGGAGCUGAUGCAGGAAGUGGUUGGCGUGAAUGUGCCAAAUGGUUAACAAGAUGUGGAGCUUUACGAGCUGAUCAUAAAGCAAAUUGGCCAAAUGCAACACCAUUCGAUCUUGCAUAUACAUUAAGAGAUGGAGUAUUACUUUGUAAUUUAUUAAAUACUGUAGAUUCAGGAUGCAUAGAUAUGAAAGAUGUGAAUCAAAAGCCACAAAUGGCUCAAUUUUUAUGUUUACGAAAUAUCAAAGUAUUUCUCUCAGCAUGUACAUCCAUUUUCGGAUUAUCAACUUCCGACCUCUUUGAACCUUCUAUGUUAUUUGAUUUAUCCAAUUUUCAGCGUGUACUUUGUACACUUUCUGCUUUAUCAAAUUGUCAUCGUUUAAGACAGAAGGGUAUUCCAGGUUUCUCAGUAGGUCGCAGUCGAUCUCAAGAAGAUAUUUAUAAGGAUUUGCAAAGUGCUGGUGUGGGGCGCGAAGAUGAAGGUCGUCGCAAAAGGUUUAGAAGGAGAGAGGGAGAUGAAGCAGGUGGAGGAGGAGAUAAUGAUGACUCUGUAGGAGAAGAGGAUGGUUAUGCAGCUUAUUGCAGUCAUGCUCAAAGUGAAGAAAUCUAUCAGGACCUUUGUAGUUUACACCUGCCACCUCCUCCAUCUGUUGCUCAGCAGGGUGGUGCAAUAUCAGGAGGAGAAAAGAGAGACUAUGUUAUUCAAGAACUCGUUGAAACUGAAAGAAAUUAUUCGGAUGUUCUCAACAGUUUAUUAAAACAUUUUGCGAGACCACUCUCCUCAUUAUUAAGACCUGAAGAUUCAGCAAGAAUAUUUUUUGGUAUAAAAGAAUUAUCUGAAAUUCAUGCAGGCUUUCAUAGUCAACUUCGUAAAGCAAGAAAUGGAGCUGCCUUAGCUCAAGUUUUUCUUGAUUGGCGAGAAAAGUUUCUUAUUUAUGGAGAUUAUUGUGCUAAUCUUACACUUGCACAAAAUACUUUACAAGAAGCAUGUGCAAGAAACGAAAUUUUUAAUCAAGCGGUUAUAAGAUGCCAGCAAGAUUCUAAUAAUGGUAAAUUUAAGCUACGUGAUAUACUUUCUGUACCAAUGCAAAGGGUGCUAAAAUAUCAUUUGCUACUUGAUAAGUUAGUUGAAGAAACUCCUAGAGACUGGCACGAAGAUAGACGUCAAUUAAGUGAAGCACGAGAAGUUAUGGUAGAUGUAGCACAAUAUAUAAAUGAAGUUAAGCGUGAUUCUGACACAUUAGAUAUUAUAAAAGAUAUAGAAGCAUCGAUAAUUGAUUUGGAUGUACCUGAAGAUGCACAAUUAAAAGAUUAUGGACGUUUGUUACGAGAUGGAGAACUUAAGGUGAAAGCUCAUGGAGAUCAAAGAAUAAAAGCACGUUAUGCAUUUGUUUUUGAACAAAUCAUUCUAAUUUGUAAAGCAGGAAGAGGUGAUCAAUAUUGUUAUAGAGACUUUUUACGUUUAGAUGAUUACAGAUUAGAAGAUCAUACGGGUAGAAGAACUCUUGGUCGAGAUUCACGUUGGUCUUAUCAGUGGUUACUUGUGCAUAAACAAGCUUAUACUGCAUACACUUUAUAUGCGAGAACUGAAGAACAAAAACAAAUGUGGAUUAAAGCAUUACAGGAUGCGAUGGAUAAUGUCAAUCCUGCUGCAUGUCGUAGUACGAAUCAUAAAUUUAAACUUACAACAUUUGAUACUGCACGUAGUUGCCAACGCUGUGGUAGAUUCCUUAAAGGCUGUAUAUUUCAGGGUUACAGAUGUGAAGUGUGUCACCUAGCUGUACAUAAACAAUGCAUUGCACAUUCAGGACGUUGUAUGCCAAUACCACCACCACCUCCACCAUCACCACCCUUGCCUUGUGAAAGAACACUUUUUGCUAAACUUUGGUUUGUUGGAGAAAUGGGACGAGAUACGGCAUAUAAUAAACUUGAACCUCGUGAGAAUGGUACAUAUAUGCUAAGAAUAAGACCACCUGGCCAACCUCGACUACAGCAUGAAACUAAUUAUGCAUUAAGUAUUAAGGCCGAUGGUGUAAUAAAACAUAUUAAAAUAUUUAAACGUGAUGUUCAUGGUGCAGAUGUGGAUCUCUAUUAUCUCAGUGAAUCUAGAUUUUUUAAGAGUGUGGUCGAACUUGUAGAAUAUUAUGAACGCGCCUCAUUAGCAGAGAAUUUUGAAAAUCUUGAUCAACGAUUGUUAUGGCCAUUUCGUCGAGUAUUAGCCAAAGCAUUGUUCGAUUUUCAUGGUAGUGAACGUAAUCAAUUGAGUCUACGACGUGGAUGCAGAGUUGUUGUCUUAAGUAAAGAAGGUGAUGCCAAAGGAUGGUGGAAAGGAAAGAUAGGUGAUCAAGUUGGAUUUUUUCCUAAAGAAUAUGUUGAAGAAGAAUAACAGAAAUGCGAUAAUAAUAAUAAUAAUAAUAAUAAUAAUAAUAAUAAUAAUAAUAAUAAUAAUAAUAAUGAUAAUGAUAAUGAUUCUUAUUUUUUUUGUUGUCGCAAUUAAUCUUAUCGUGCAAUCAUAAAUUGAAUGAAAUAUAUAUUUUGAAGAGAUAGAUAAAAAAAGAAUAAAAAAAAAAAUAAGAAAAUAAAAUAAAAAAAAAAAAAGAAGAAAAGAACAAAGUAUAAAAGUAUCAAAUAAAAUAUUAUAUACCAUGACAUUAACAUCGUGCAUAGGCACCUUGUAUAAAGUAAUAUUUUCGAACUUAUUGGAUAAUCAUUUUCUUUAAUAUUUGGCUUUGAUCUUGGGUUUUUACAAUCAAACGAUCAAUUUAGUUUACAUAUGGAGAGAUUUAUUACACACACACGUAUGUACAUAGGGAGUGAUAUAUUCUAAUGUAUUCAUUUUUUUUUUUAGGAAUACUUUUCUCCUUUUUUUUAGAUUAUAACACGUAACUGUUUGCGGUUUUCGUGUAAUUUACAGAGAUCAACAGGAGGAAAGAGAUUUAGAUAUAUAUAUAUAUAUAUAUAUAUAAUAGUAAAAUUAUUAAUAACUUCUUUUUAACUGUUCUUUUAUUCUCUUACUAAUAAUAGUCAUUUGAAUGCUUUUAUUUGCUUAUUUAUUUAUUUCUUUUUUUUUGUUUAUAUUUUAUUUCUCUCUGUUAUUUUAUUGAUCUUUAAAUCUAAUUUAAAAUUAUUGUUCCUUGUAUUGAUAUUUUGGAUUUGAUCUAUCUUUUCUUAUCCUCCUGUCGACCUAACCGUCCUACUCAUAAUACCUGUAUGCUAUUUUUUUUUUUUUUUUAAAGCUUUCCAAGAUCCAUCACAAUAAUAUCUGUAAAAUAAUUUGUCAAUGGCCAUAUAUCUUUUAUAUUUAAUCAUUUUAUCACAGUUUUACUUGUGAACAAAAGUAAAAUGUUUAAAGCAAAUUUCUGCUUUUUACUAUUCUAUUGUAAAAAAAAAAAAAAAAAAA
This is a messenger RNA of Polistes dominula (European paper wasp), 3804 nucleotides long. RefSeq names its product Vav guanine nucleotide exchange factor (gene Vav). Gene Ontology annotation, molecular function: guanyl-nucleotide exchange factor activity; protein binding. Gene Ontology annotation, cellular component: cytoplasm. NCBI's taxonomy places the organism in Eukaryota, Metazoa, Arthropoda, Insecta, Hymenoptera, Vespidae. The record is from RefSeq and is a predicted model, not a curated record. Gene Ontology annotation, biological process: cell migration; regulation of GTPase activity.